Molecule: messenger RNA, 1434 nt
Organism: Rhinichthys klamathensis goyatoka
Lineage: Eukaryota; Metazoa; Chordata; Actinopteri; Cypriniformes; Leuciscidae
Gene: marchf3
Exons: 5
Coding region: 558-1268 (236 amino acids)
Biological process (GO): protein ubiquitination
Molecular function (GO): zinc ion binding; ubiquitin-protein transferase activity
Source: RefSeq, a predicted model, not a curated record
AAACCAAUAAAUGCUCACAAUGCGGAACCAUAGACGUCAGUCUGCGAACAAGAUAAAAAGGUAUUUAGCAAGAGAUCAGGCCGCUCUUAUAGAUCAGCGGGCUAAAAUUAGACCUGGUCCAUGAGGUUUAAACGCUGCCAACACUUUCACCGUUUGUUGUUGUUAUAUCUGCAACGGUUUACAGUCGAAGCUUAGGACCCCGUUCGAUUAGCAUAAUGUCAGGAAAAUGAAAAGCCAUUGGUGACAACUAACUGGAUUAAGGAAUCUUGAAUGAGGAGCUGCCCGGAGUGUAACCAACGGUGAUGUGAGAAGGAUUUCCCUUUGUCGGUUCUGUGCCUGUGCUUUCCUGGCCUUCCAGCUAAUCCUCAGCUAUUCUCACCAACGACCUUGGGCUCAUGCUAAUCUGACCAGAGAGAGAGAGAGAGAGAGGGGGAGAAAGUCUACCUUUAAACCUUCAGAGGCUGAUUCUGCUCAUGUUAUGGGGAGUUUGGAUGAAGAACAGCGUCUGUCUGGUGCUUGCGGUUGCUCAGGUAUGAACGGCCUCGUGUGCAGCAGUCAUGCUCUGUGAGGAGUCUUCAGCUGGGCUCAAGGCUGCUCUGGAUUCUCUGGAUACUGAGACCUCCACAGGUCCUGUGCAGGAAGCCAUUCACAGGAGCACGUAUGUGUCCUCUGUGAUCCCUGCACAUGUGGGCAUCAGUCUGAACAGCGAGGAGCCGUUCUGUCGUAUCUGUCAUGAAGGCAGCAGUGCGGGCGAUCUGUUAUCACCCUGUGAGUGUGCGGGGUCUCUGGCGAUGGUGCACCGUGUUUGUUUGGAGCACUGGCUCACGGCCUCCGGCACCAGCCACUGUGAGCUCUGCCACUUCGAGUUCGCUCUGGAGAGACUUCCUAAACCACUCACUGAGUGGUUCACUACACCGUCCAUGCAGCACCAGAGGCGGACACUGUGUGGGGACGCGAUCUGUUUCCUGCUCAUCACACCAUUAGCCAGUCUGUCGGGAUGGCUGUGUGUGCAGGGAGCCAUGGAUCUGUACUACAGCAACAGCAUGGAGGCCAUCGGACUCAUAGUUCUCACACUGACACUCUUCACUAUUUACCUCUUCUGGACUGUUGUAUCCCUCCGUUACCACGUUCAUCUUUUCAGGACGUGGAAUGCGACGAAUCCCAGCGUCCGGCUGCAGAUUCCCCGCCCUGUGAAGACACAGCAGAAACAAAAACAUCUAACGAUGCACUUCUUGUGCAAAAACAAUAAAAAGGAGACCAUGGUGUAAUGCCGGCGACAGCUUCAGGAAUAAAAAAAAGCCCAACGGUUAUUUCAGACACCCUGAUUUCAUGAUGUCUUGAUUUUGUGUGAAGCCCUGAUUUAGAGUCACACUCCGAUUUGGAGAGACAUUCUGAUUUGGGAUUCAUACACUGAAUUGAAGCGAUGCCCUAAUU